CAUUUUAAAUACAAGAGGAAUGUUUUUAAAGCUUUGGCUUCACAUUGAGACUAAAUUAAUGAACCUUUAGUUUAAGAAAUUCCAUUUAACUUCACAAUUUGUUCUUCCGUUUGGAAUGCUGUUUGAUUUUGGCACAACAGAAGCAGCCAACUGUAAUGGCUUUUCAGUGUCGUUGCUUCGACAGGCACACAAACACACCAUAGUGGCAGUAUUCCUCCUUUAAUGCCAUAGACUCCUCCUGCUUACUAAUUCCCUUAUAUUCAAAUAGUUUGAAUAUACUUUCAAGACGUUUUGUGGUUCUUACAAUUGUUUAUUUCAGUUUUCAGAAUGUUUCACCUGUUGAAUGAACAGCCGUCUAAAUCUAAAUCUCACUGUGUUAUCAGAACUUUGGUCUUCCUACUCCUAAUGCACUACUGCGGAGGUCAGUCUCAGAUGGUUGGUCCCUCUAUGCCAAUAGUGGCAAUCCUUGGUGGGGACAUCAUUGCGCCAUGUCACCUGGAACCUGCCACUGAUGUUGUUCAUAAGACACUGGAGUGGUCGAGGCUCGACUUGAAGCCCAGGUUUGUCCAUGUGAGGCGUGACGGCGUGGAACUUUUGAUUAAUCAGAAUCCUUCAUAUGUAGGAAGAACAUCAGUGUCCACUAACAAUCUGAAGCAUGGAGACGUGUCACUGAAACUCUCCAAAGUGAGACUCACUGAUGCAGGAACAUACAGAUGUCACAUUCCAGAAUUGGGUACAUCUGUGGUGAAGCUUAUUGUUGGUGCUCUUUCGUCUCCUGUUGUCAUCAUAGCACAGAUCGAUAAAGCCAGCAGCACAGCAGUUUUACAGUGUGAGUCUAAAGGCUGGUAUCCAGAGCCUGAGGUGUUCUGGCUGGACGGUGAGGGAAACCUCCUCUCUGCUGGACCUACAGAGACAGUCCGAGGUCCUGAUGACCUCUAUACUGUCAGCAGCAGAGUGACUGUGGAGAAGAGACACAGCAACAGCUUCACCUGUAGAGUCCAUCAGAAGAACAUCACCCAGACCAGAGAGACAGAAAUCAAAAUUCUAGAGGAUGUAUUCACAGCCUCAUCCUGUUCUGCUGUUCGUAUCUCCAUGGUCUUGUCUGUUGUUGGCUUCCUGCUUUGUUCUGCAGCUUUUGUUGUUUGUUGUAAACUAAGAAACAACAAAAGGAAUAACAAGAUGCACCAUAACAAUGGACCUGGAGAUGGAACAGCUGAAACAGAUGAGCUUGUAGAAGAACCAAAGAAAAUGGAGGAUCAGUUAAAGGAGAAAGAGGAAGAACAGAACGACAUCAGAUAUUUGAUUUCAGUACUGGAGGAAAAGAAGAAAGAACUGGAAAACUCCAGAGACAAACUGAAAUUACAGAUAGAGGAGGUGGAGAAAAAGAUGAAGAAGAAUGAGAAGGAAAUUAACUCACUAAAGAAUGUCUUCCAUUGGGACAAAGAUGACAAAAUGAACAAGCUGUUAGAGGUCAAACAGGAACUGGACAACAAAAAGACAGAAUGUGAGAAAUCUUUACAGAGCACAGAGGAAAUACUGCAGGUAACAGAGAGUGUGAUUAAAAGAUUAACAGAAAGGAAACACAAAGUCGAGAAGCAGGUUGAGGAAAUGAAAAAACAACUUGAAGAGACAAAGAGACGAAGAGACGAGAUUCAACCUCAGUCAGCGAAGUUAGAGAGAGAGGAGGGAAAAAAUACUGAGUCAUCACCAUUAACUGAGGGUAACUCCAAAAUGUUUCGUGUGAAGGACAAACGGUCCCUCAAACCUCAGCUCAGUUUCAGCAGCAGCGUUGUGAUUUUCUAUCGCACUGUUGGUCUGCUUCUGCUAACACGAUACUCUGAAGAAACAAUACAUUUCUUCCCAGGUCAGUUUAAGGUCGUUGGUCCACCUGAGCCAAUAGCUACAAUUGCUGGUGAUGACAUCAUUUUGCCGUGUCACCUGAAUCCUGCCAAGGAAGCUGUUUCAAUGACUGUAGAGUGGACGAGACCUGAUUUGACCCCCAGAUAUGUCCAUGUGAGACGUGGCAGCGAGGACCUGCUGGUUGGCCAAAACCUGAUGUAUGAGGGAAGAACAUCAAUGUUCAUCAACAAGCUGAAGCAUGGAGACACUUCACUGAGACUGUCCAACGUGAAACUCUCUGAUGCAGGAAAAUACAGAUGUUUCUUUCCAGAUUAUAAUAGAGACGCUUUUGUUGAGCUUGUUGUUGGUGCUGUAUCCUCACCUGUCAUAGUCAGUAUCAACAGAGCCAGUACUGGAGUGGUGUUACAGUGUGAGUCUAAAGGCUGGUAUCCAGAGCCUGAGGUGUUCUGGCUGGACGCUGAGGGAAACCUCCUCUCUGCUGGACCUACAGAGACAGUCAGAGGUCCUGAUGACCUCUAUACUGUCAGCAGAAGAUUGACUGUGGAGAAGAGCGACACGUUCACCUGUAGAGUCCAACAGAAGAACAUUACCCAGACCAGAGAGACUGAAAUCCAAAUUCUAGAGGAUGUAUUCACAGCCCCGUCCUGUUCUGCUGUUCGUAUCUCCGUGGUCUUAUCUGUUGUUGGCUUACUGCUUUGUUCUGUAGCUUUCGUUGUUUGUUGUAAACUAAGAAACAACAAAAGGCAUAACAAGAUGCACCAUGACAAUGAACCUGAAGAUGGAACAGCUGAAACAGACAAGCUUGUAGAAGAACUGAAGAAAAUGGAGGAUCAGUUAAAGGAAAAGUUAAAGGAGAAAGAGGAAGAACAGAACGACAUCAGAGAUGUGAUUUCAGUACUGGAGGAAAACAAGAAAGAACUGGAAAACUCCAGAGACAAACUGAAAUCACAGAUAGAGGAGGUGGAGAAAAAGAUGAAGAAGAGUGAGAAGAAAGUUAAAGCAGUAAAGAUUGGUUUCUUUGACAAAGAUGGCGUAAAUAACAAGCUAUCAGAGAACAAAAAUGAACUGGACAACAAAAAGACAGAUUAUAAAAUGUAUUUCAGUGCGCAUAACUCCACAAUGCCUCGUCUGAAGGAUGGACUCUCCUUUCAACCUCUGCUCAGUCUCUUCAGCGCUGUGAUUUUCCAUCAUGCUGUUGUCUUCCUUCUCCUUCCACAAUGCUGUGCAGGUCAAUUCCGAGUGGUCGGUCCGCCUCAGCCAAUAGUGGCAGCACUUGGUGAUGACAUCAUUUUGCCAUGUCACCUUAAACCUGCUGUGGAUGCGUCAGAAAUGACAAUCGAGUGGUCAAGACCAGACCUGGACCCCAGAUUUGUCCUUGUGUGGCGUGACGGCGUGAAACUAGAGAAUAAACAACAUCCGUCCUACAACGGAAGAACGUCGCUGUUCAAUGAUGAACUGAAGUAUGGAGACGUUUCACUGAAACUUUCCAAAGUGAAACUUUCUGAUGAGGGAAAGUACAGGUGCUUCAUCCCCACGUCUUUUAAAGAAUCUACUGUUGAGCUUGUUGUUGGUGUCGUCUCAUUCAUAGUCAUCAGGUUAGCGAGGACUGAUGAAGACAAAGUCGGUACUGGAUUGGUUUUACAGUGUGAGUCUAAAGGCUGGUAUCCAGAGCCUGAGGUGUUCUGGCUGGAUGCUGAGGGAAACCUCCUCUCUGCUGGACCUACAGAGACAGUCAGAGGUCCUGAUGACCUCUAUACUGUCAGCAGAAGAUUGACUGUGGAGAAGAGCGACAACUUCAUCUGUAGAGUCCAACAGAAGAACAUCACCCAGACCAGAGAGACACACUUCUAUGUUCCAGAGGAUGUACUCACAGCUCCAUCUUCUUCUGCUCUUUAUAUCUUCGUGGUCUUGUCUGUUGUUGGCUUCCUGCUUUUUUCUGCAACUUUCUUUGUUCAUUGGAAACUAAGAAAAGAGAAAGGCCAAAAGAAGCACCAUGUCUGUACAACUGGAGAGGGAGAGGAGCUUGUCAAAGAAAGAAAAGAAGAGUUACAGGAGGUAGAGAAAGAACAGAAAGACAUUAUAGAUAGGCUUUCAGUCAUGAUGGAAGAGAUGAAAAAAAAACUGGAGAUCGCCAGAGAAAACCAGAAAUCACAGCAGGAGAAGGUGGGAAAACUCAAGAUGGACAUUGAGAACAGCAUUGAAUCAUUAGGUUUUAUUGCCAGGAUGAUUGAUGGCAAAAAGAAAAAGGAACUGGAGGACAAAAAGACAGAAUGUGAGAAAUGUUUGCAGAGCAUCAAGAACAGCCUACAAGAAACAGAGGAUGUGAUUACAACAAUAACAGACUGGAAGAAGAAAAUUGAGAGUGUGAUUGAGGAAAUAAAUAAACAACCUGAAGAGACAAAGGGACAAAGAGAUGAGAUUCAACUUGAGAAAGAGGAGGAGAUGAACAAAAACACUGAGGCAGCACCAUUAACUCUUUGUCCUGACACUGAACCUAAUGAGAGUUAAUCACAGACUAUGAUGACUGUUUUCAUUUAGAUUAAUUCAAACACAAUUAACAUCAGAAUCAGUGUAUUUCUCCCUCUUACUGUUUUUUUAAUCCAAUAAUCCAACACAAUCUGUACAAUGUGACAUGAAUUGACUGAAAUUAAUGUUGUGGUGUAUCAAUAAGCAAUACUUUGAUUGUUUUUUUUUUAAAUACAUAUUAUACUUUGUGAUGUGUCCUGUGGAAUUUUCAAAGUUUUAAGAAUGUAGCAAGCACAAUAAAACAGACACUGAUCAUAAAGGGAAGCACUAAUGUCAGGGGUCAAGGCUGAAUACUGCAUAGAACAUAAAAAAAAUAAGUUUAGAGAGAUCACAACGGACCAGGAAAAGAGCACAGCUCAUUUUGGGCCAUUUUAUGUAGAUAAUCUCAAUAAUGUCAAAAUAGAUGACAGAAAUCCAUACAGACGUUUGUAAAUGUGUUCACAUUUAUUUAUUGGCAAGGUGUCACGGGGGAGUGAGAGGUUUCAGGUAAAGACCCAAAUGCAGGCAGGUACACAAGAGCUAACUUUAAUAAUAAAACAAAAUGAUAAGGGUUGGACAUAAGAAACACAGGAGUAAAAAAAAGGAAGGAAUUCCAGAAAACACAAAGAA
Larimichthys crocea (large yellow croaker) is the source of this 4995-nucleotide messenger RNA. RefSeq lists its product as uncharacterized. Gene Ontology annotation, molecular function: signaling receptor binding. Gene Ontology annotation, cellular component: external side of plasma membrane. The record is from RefSeq and is a predicted model, not a curated record. The transcript is spliced from 15 exons. The coding region runs from base 328 to 4368 and encodes 1346 amino acids. NCBI's taxonomy places the organism in Eukaryota, Metazoa, Chordata, Actinopteri, Sciaenidae. Gene Ontology annotation, biological process: regulation of cytokine production; T cell receptor signaling pathway.